AUGCUUGGCCUUCUCUUUCAGAAGGAUCCGGAAGGUGGAUCCUGCCCCAGGGGACAUCAGGAAGGGAUGCGGCUGUUGCUGCUGCUGCUGCUGCUCGUGCUGUGGGGAGCACCCCUAGUUCAGCGCCUGGAACUGCAGCAGAAUGUGACUGUGCUGGAGGGCCUGUGCGUCCUCCUACCCUGCACCUUUCCCCAUCCCCGGGUUUCCUUUGGAAAGAUCUACAUGUUUUGGUUCCGGGAAGUGGCAGAUACAAAACGCGAUCCCCUGGUGGCCACGAACAAGCCGGAACAGAAGCUGCGUGAGGGGACCCAGGGGCGAUUCUCCCUCCCCGGGGAGCCCCAGGCCAGAAACUGCAGCCUGAGCAUCACUGAUGUCAACGCAGGGGACAGCGGGACAUACUUCUUUCGAGUCGAGACACACUUCAGAAAGUUCCCAUAUCUAAACAAGAUGUUCUUUCUGAACGUGACAGAUGCUCCACAGCACGUGGCCAUCAGCAUCUUCCAAGGAAACAGGACAGCCCUCAAGAUUCUGCAGAACACCUCGUCCCUUCCCGUCCAGGAGGGCCAGGCGCUGCGGCUGCUGUGUGUUGCUGACAGCAACCCCCCUGCACAGCUGAGCUGGUUCCGGGGGUCUCCCGCCCUGGAGGUCACCCCCAUCUCCAGCGCUGGGGUCCUGGAGCUGCCUCGUGUAGGGGCAGCAGAAGAAGAAGUGUUCACCUGCCAGGCUCAGAACCCGCUGGGCUCCCAAAAUAUCUCCCUGAGCCUCUCCAUGGUCUGUAAACCACAGCCCAGGGCCGGCAAGGUCCUGGGAGCAGUCGGGGGAGCUAGCGUCACAGUCCUGCUUUCUCUCUGCCUGUAUCUCCUCUUCAGAGUGAAGACCCACAGAAAGACCCAGCCGGUGCAAAGCAUGGAUGACACGAACCACGCCAUGGGCUCCAGCUCCAGGGAACGCCAGCCCCAGUUCUGGACAGACACCCCUGCAGACCACCCCGCCCCCGCUGGGGCUGGCCCCAUCUCAAGAAAUGAACAAGAGCCUCACUAUGCUUUCCUCCGAUUUCACAAGCCGAAGCCUCAGAAACAGGAAGGCACUCACACUGAAUACUCAGAGAUCAAGAUACACAAGUGA
This is a messenger RNA of Rangifer tarandus platyrhynchus (Svalbard reindeer), 1125 nucleotides long. The record is from the annotation of a GenBank genome assembly. Lineage: Eukaryota; Metazoa; Chordata; Mammalia; Artiodactyla; Cervidae.